Molecule: messenger RNA, 3338 nt
Organism: Protomyces lactucae-debilis
Lineage: Eukaryota; Fungi; Ascomycota; Taphrinomycetes; Taphrinales; Protomycetaceae
Product: elongation factor 3, variant 1
Exons: 2
Coding region: 92-3259 (1055 amino acids)
Molecular function (GO): translation elongation factor activity; ATP binding; ATP hydrolysis activity
Source: RefSeq, a predicted model, not a curated record
CGCCCAGUCUUGCUUGCCUCUAACCUUCUCGAAGUGUCGGGACAGAGAUAGCACAUAUUCUCCCUCUCCAACACUCCCUUACACCACCAUCAUGUCUGCCGCUACCGGAAACAAGCAGUCCAUCAAGAUCCUCGACGAGCUCCUCCAGAAAUUGAGCAUCGCAAAGGAUGAGGCGGAAGUCUCUGCCGCCACCCACAGCCUCUCGUCCUUUAUCAAUGGCGCCAUUGAGGAGCAAGAUGCGCCCGUCAAGGCCGUCGAGACCCUCAAGACAUCGUUGAACAACAAGAAGGAUGCCACGGCCCGUCAGAAGGCACUCGAAGCCAUCUCCGCCAUGGUCAGUGCGCCAGAAAUCGGUGCUGCUUUCGAGCCAUUCCUCGUCGACUUGCUCGCCAUUUCCAUUGAGAAGAUCGCCGAUAAGCAGACCCCUGUUCGUGACGCCGCCAUCAGCACGUCCCACAGCGUCAUCCGCAAGAUCAACCCUUACGCAAUCAAGGCUGUCCUCCCCAUCAUCAUUCAAUCCAUUGAGAAUGCAUCAAAGUGGCAGGAGAAGUUUACCUCCCUUACCUUGUUGGAGGACCUCGUUGAGGUGGCACCCCGGCAAAUGUCGACCUGCAUGCCUGAUCUCAUUCCUGUUGUGUCUUCUGCCAUGUGGGACACCAAGCCCGAAGUUAAGAAGCAGGCCCGUCUUACUAUGAACAAGAUCUGUACGCUCGUGUCCAACGCCGACAUUGAAAAGUUCAUUCCCGUUCUUAUUGAGUGUAUUGCAGACCCUGACCAGGUGUCAGAGACUGUUCACACCCUUGGUGCCACAACUUUCGUGCAGGAGGUGCAGACCCCUACCCUCGCCAUCAUGGCUCCUUUGCUUUCUCGUGGUCUCAAUUCGCGUGAGACACCCAUCAAGCGCAAGGCCGCUGUCAUUGUGGAUAACAUGACGAAGCUCGUCGAAAGCCCUCGUCUCCUCACACCUUUCAUGGGUACUUUGCAGACUGAUUUGCAAAAGGCGUUCGAUGGUAUGGCCGAUCCCGAGGCUCGCGAAGUCGUUGGCCGUGCACAAAAGACUUUGAAGCAAUUCGGUACCAUGGACCCUGCAGUCGCAGCUGAGUACGCUGUGCCCAAGUUCCUGGAGACCCUCAAGUCUGUUAUCGGCAUCAAGGUCGACAAGCACCACGAGCCCAUACUUGGCUUCAUCGCAGCUAUUGUCUGCGAGCUUGCCGAGGUGGACAACUACCUCGAGAAGAUGGAAUUCCAGCAACAUACCGUUAUCUACUUGGCUACUCUUCUGCCUCAAGAGAAGGCAGUCGAGGUGUCUGAAGCCUACCGGCAAAAGUCGAUCAGCAACAUCGGUGGUGGUUCGCCCGCUGACAAGGAGGAAGAGGAGCAGGGAGACGUUCUCUGCGACUGCGACUUCUCGCUCGCUUACGGUGCCAAGAUCCUUCUCAACAGGACAAACUUGCGUCUCAUUCGUGGUUCCCGUUACGGUCUUUGUGGCCCCAACGGAUCCGGCAAGUCCACCCUCAUGAGGGCUAUUGCCAAUGGCCAAGUCGACGGCUUCCCUCCUGCAGAUGAGCUCAAGACUGUCUACGUCGAGCACGACAUUGACGAGUCUGAGGCUGAGGUCCGCACUCUUGACUUCAUUGCUUCUGACCCUCGCUGCACCACUGACGUUGGUCUCACAGCCGAAGACUGUGAGCGCGAACUGCGCAACGUCGGUUUCAAUGACGACCUCAUCAACAAGCCUGUUGGUGGUCUUUCUGGUGGAUGGAAGAUGAAGUUAGCUCUUGCCCGUGCCAUGCUCCAAAAGGCAGACAUUUUGCUUCUCGACGAGCCCACCAACCACUUGGACGUGAAGAAUGUCAAGUGGCUCGAGGACUUCCUCAUUGGCCAAAAGAAUGUCACGUCCAUGAUUGUCUCCCACGACUCUGGCUUCCUCGACCGCGUCGUUGAAUACAUUAUCCACUACGAAAGGUUCAAGCUCCGCAAGUAUCAAGGUAACUUGUCUGAGUUUGUGAAGAAGGUGCCUUCGGCCAAGUCCUACUACGAGCUCGGCGCAUCGGAGCAGGAAUUCACAUUCCCCGAGCCUGGAUUCUUGGAAGGUGUCAAGACCAAGCAAAAGGCCAUCAUCAAGGUCAGCAACAUGGCAUUCCAGUACCCUGGCACUGCAAAGCCUCAGCUAGAGGACAUUACUUUCCAGUGCUCGCUCUCCUCUCGUAUUGCUGUCAUUGGUCCCAACGGAGCUGGAAAGUCCACUCUCAUCAAGGUGUUGACCGGAGAACUCAUUCCUGGGUCUGGUGAAGUCUGGACACAUCCCAACUUGCGUAUCGCAUACGUUGCUCAGGCUGCUUUCACCCACUUGGCUGCUCAUGUUGACGAGACCCCUAGUGACUACAUUCAGUGGCGUUACCAGACUGGUGAGGACCGUGAGACCAUGGACCGUGCCUCGCGUGUCGUUACAGAGGAAGAUGAGGAGGCUAUGGCCAACAAGAUCUUCCGCGUGGAGGGCUCGCAGCGCAAGAUUCUUUCCAUCAAUUCCAGGAGAAAGCUCAAGAACUCUUACGAGUAUGAGAUUACCUGGCUUCUUGGCAACAACGUCGGCAUGAAGAGCGAGUCUUGGACUCCUAUGAUGUCUGCUGACAACACAUGGUUGCCUCGUGGUGAGCUCCUCGAGACCCACCAGAAGAUGGUGGCCGAGGUCGAUCUCAAAGAGGCGCUCAAGUCCGGUCAGUUCCGACCUCUCACCCGCAAGGAGAUUGAGACACACUGUGGUCUGCUCGGUCUCGAAAGCGAGAUUGUCUCUCACUCGCGUAUUAAGGGUCUGUCUGGAGGUCAGAAGGUGAAGUUGGUUCUUGCUGCAUGCACAUGGCUCAAGCCCCAUAUCAUUGUGCUUGACGAGCCCACCAACUAUCUCGACCGCGACUCUCUUGGUGCUUUGUCAAAGGCUCUCAAGAAGUUCGAGGGUGGUGUUGUCAUCAUUACUCACUCUGCCGAGUUCACCAAGGAACUUACUGACGAAGUUUGGGCUGUCGACAACGGUCGCAUGAUGCCUUCGGGACACAACUGGACACAAGGUCAGGGUUCUGGUCCUCGUCUUGAGGAGAAGGGCGACGAGGAGGUCAAGUUUGACGCCUUCGGCAACAAGAUUGAGCAGGCCAAGAAGAAGAAGGCGCUCACUGGUGCCGAAUUGAGGAAGAAGAAGAAGGAGCGCAUGGCCCGCAAAAAGGCACAGGGUGAUGCAUAUGUCAGCUCUGAGGAGGAUCUCUAGACUUGUUUCAUGUAGACGCACUUGCUUGCCUAAUAGACUCAUUCAUGCUAUGCUAUAGACUCAACCGGUUUCCAUCAUU